Molecule: messenger RNA, 729 nt
Organism: Marasmius oreades (fairy-ring Marasmius)
Lineage: Eukaryota; Fungi; Basidiomycota; Agaricomycetes; Agaricales; Marasmiaceae
Exons: 2
Coding region: 1-729 (242 amino acids)
Source: RefSeq, a predicted model, not a curated record
AUGAUUACCGUCUACGACCUAGGACCUUCCAAAUUUCCAGAACAUGUUGCUUGUUCUCCCCAUACACGAAAGAUAAUUUUUUCGCUCAAUUACAAAAAGCUCCCGUUCAAAGUCUCAAUUAUCGCUUUGGACGAGAUAGAACGGACCGCAAAGUCUAUCGGCGCACCUCCAACCACGUCCAAUCCGGACGGUUCACCCAAAUAUACCGUGCCAUUCAUUCACGACUCUUCCACCGGAAAAUCUAUCUCUGACUCGCUCAUGAUUGCGGAAUACCUAGACAAAGCGUACCCAACGACCCCGAAACUCGUUCCUGAAGGCACUCGGGUUCUACAAGCUGUCUUCGCCGACGCUGUUAACGCAAAGUUCUACGCCCUAACAAGUGUUUUCCUUCCCAAAUUUCCAGAAUGGUUCUCUCCUGAGUUCGUGGCUGCAAUAGAGAAGCGCAUGGGGCCACCCAAGCUGCUCUCACAGGAGGAAACGAAGGAGGUGUGGGCAAAAGGGAAGAAGAGCUUUGACGAGCUCUUGGGCACGUAUGAAAGCGCUGGAGUGGGAAAGUUCGUGAUGGGCGGUGAUAAACCUGUGUUUGCGGAUUUUGCUUUGGCGGCGAUGCUUUCUGGUGUGAAGAUUAUGUUUGGGGAUGAAAGUGAGGAGUGGAAGAAUGUAAGUGGGUGGAUUGGGGGUAGGGUAGGGAAGUUGCUAGAGGAGGUCUUGAAGUAUGAGAGAGUAUAA